AUGACUUGGAACAUAUCAGAAUCAUCAGUUGAUGCAGCAGUUUCCAUGUUCAUGCGGUUAAACACACGCAGGGAUCCAUUCUUAGUGGCUAGCCUCACAACUGCACCAUCAGCUUCCAUUUUUUUCUAUCAUGCUCUUAACAAAUCCCAUCCAGCGCUCCACUGUAUAAACACUUACAACCUCUCACUUUCUUGA
Molecule: messenger RNA, 195 nt
Organism: Fusarium venenatum
Lineage: Eukaryota; Fungi; Ascomycota; Sordariomycetes; Hypocreales; Nectriaceae
Source: RefSeq, a predicted model, not a curated record